AUGACGCGACUAGCGCGCAUCGAUCGUCAUCUCGCGACGUCGUCCGCGUCCGCGUUCGCGUCCGUGCUCGACGUCGUGGACGAGCGAAGAGAUCAUCGCGACGCAUCGAUGAGUCACGACGGUUGGGCGACGGCGGAUGAUGAUGGGUCAAAGUCGGCGAUCGCGCGGUGUCGAUCGUGGGCGACGCACAUGACGAAGGAGACAAAACGUGAUUAUCUCGCCCUGUACGACGCCAACGGCGGCGCCGAGGCGUCGUGGGAGCGAACGAGGACGUGGUGUCCGUGUUCACGGUGGCCGACCGCCUCGGAUGUCCCGGGGUGCGGGACGCUCGGGUCACCGCAGUCGACUCAGGGACAACAUCGAUUGACAAGCGACCGUGGAGACGACACGAUGCACACAGGAGUACUUUGGGGUGUAUUCGUUCUCUUCAUCGUCAUCGCCGGGUGCUUCAUCGCUUUCCUUAGAAUCAGCAAGCUGAAUCCAGCGCGCGACUGGCACACACACGUGAGGUCACUAAGUCGCACAAAGCAAGACUUCGACGCGAAUAUAGAGCCACCACGGGCGAUGCAUCUAGUGCAACAUCCGGGCAAUGACGCUCCACAUUUCGCGAUCGCGAUCGAGGAAAAUCCAGAAGAAUGA
Ostreococcus tauri is the source of this 639-nucleotide messenger RNA. RefSeq names its product unnamed product. Lineage: Eukaryota; Viridiplantae; Chlorophyta; Mamiellophyceae; Mamiellales; Bathycoccaceae. The transcript has a single exon. The coding region runs from base 1 to 639 and encodes 212 amino acids. The record is from RefSeq and is a predicted model, not a curated record.